CAGGGCGGCUGAGCUGUGGACCCCAUCAUGCAGAUCUUCAUGAGGACCCUGAUGGGCAAGACCAUCACUUGUGAGGUUGAGCCCAGUAAUGCCAUGGAGAAUGCCAAAGCCAAGAUCCAAGCCAAAGAAGGCAUCUCACCUGACCAGCAGAGGCUGAUAUCCGCUGGCAAGCAGCUGGAGGAUGGGCGCACCCUGUCUGACUACAAUAUCCAGAAAAAGCCCACCCUGCACCUGGUGCUGCGCCUGAGAGGCAUCAUCAAGCCGUCCCUCCGUCAGCUUGCCCAGAAGUACAGCUGUGACAAGAUGAUCUGCCCCAAGUGCUACGCACAUCUGCACCCCCGGGCAGUCAAGUGCCACAAGAAGGGGUGUGGCCAGACCAACAACCUGCACCUCAAAAAGAAGGUCAAAUAGAGUUGGGGUCAUAUCUG
Messenger RNA from Meriones unguiculatus (Mongolian gerbil), 428 nucleotides. RefSeq names its product ubiquitin-ribosomal protein eL40 fusion protein-like. The transcript has a single exon. Lineage: Eukaryota; Metazoa; Chordata; Mammalia; Rodentia; Muridae. Gene Ontology annotation, biological process: protein ubiquitination; modification-dependent protein catabolic process; translation. Gene Ontology annotation, molecular function: structural constituent of ribosome; ubiquitin protein ligase binding; protein tag activity. The record is from RefSeq and is a predicted model, not a curated record. Bases 28 to 411 code for a protein of 127 amino acids. Gene Ontology annotation, cellular component: cytoplasm; nucleus; ribosome.